UGUAGUAAAGUAACUUGUGAAAUCACGAGGGAGAAACUCGAUUCGAGUUGUCGCCGUUGUAAAUGUGUUGCCUGAGUUUAUUACGGAAGCCGUCUAAUUGUGAGGUUUAGUUUAAUCGUAGCUCUAAUAGCCAUCAUUUUCUCAGAAAUUUAUUCUGCAGGUCGACCUCGAUCGGUACCUUUUGCGAAAUGGAAAUAUCAGAACAUAAAGAGGCACCUUCUGUGAUUGACCGAUAUUACACACGUUGGUACAGAACAGAUCUGAAAGGAAACGCAUGUGAGGACCAUUGCGUUUUACAGCACUCGAACAGAAUUUGUGUGAUCACCCUUGCUGAGACACACCCUAUCCUUCAGGAUGGACGUUCAAUCAAAAGCAUCAACUAUCAGAUCAGUGCUGGCUGCAGCCGAUUGAAAAAUAAAGUGUCUGGAAAGUCAAAGCGAGGAGGCCAGUUUCUCACAGAAUAUGCCCCACUUUGUAGAAUCAUGUGCACAGACGGAGUUGAGUAUACCAUUUUCAGCUGCAUCAGAGGCCGGCUCGUAGAAGUGAAUGAAGACAUUCUGAAAAGGCCCGACCUCCUGCUGCAAAAGCCUUCCACAGAAGGCUACAUCGCCGUAAUCCUCCCGAAAUUCGAGGAGAGCAAAACCGUGACAGAGGGUCUGCUGAGCAGGGCGCAAUACGAAGAGGUCGUCUCUAAACGAGCCAAUCAGCAGCCAGAGCCAUGCUGAGGAGGGGAUAGUAGGGCCAAUGGCCAGCCAGUUUACUGGGGUACUUCUAACCCCUAUUAUGUGGGCGAAAGUAUAGAAAGAUGAUCACUGAGACCUUUGACGCCCUCACUGAAGAAGACCAGCAUAUUGGGGGUCCCAAGAGGUCAAAGUUGGGAAUGGAUCGAAGAUGCCAUGUACAGAAAGCUUGGGCAAUGACUAUCUCAGUUUAUUCUUUGUUAGCACACACUGAAAAAUACUGCACUGUGCCUUCAACCUUAAGUUAUGCAUUUCAAAUAGUGAGAUCUUAUUUCUUUUUUUUUUUGGUUGAUCAAAUUAAAAGCUUGUCAAUUUUACAUGGAUACUUGUCAAAUGUAUUUAAUGAGAAGAUGUUGCUUGUCCAGACCUUUUUUUCUUUACGAGUUCUUUAAAGUGUGCGAUGGAGGUCAUCAAAAAAGAUAAAAGCUUGUGCUUACUCAAAAUGGUUGUUACGUUCAGACUUACAUAUUCAUUCUCGGCUCAUCCAAGACAGGCAACAUUGUACAGCAGAAUAUUUAUUUUUUGUUGGUGAGAAUACAUAAAUAAAUGACAAUCAUCCAUACUUUAAGAAAAA
Messenger RNA from Clupea harengus (Atlantic herring), 1314 nucleotides. It is a transcript of the gene abitram, whose product is annotated as actin binding transcription modulator. Gene Ontology annotation, biological process: regulation of actin filament polymerization; dendrite morphogenesis; regulation of filopodium assembly. The record is from RefSeq and is a predicted model, not a curated record. Gene Ontology annotation, cellular component: filopodium tip; dendrite; nucleus. Lineage: Eukaryota; Metazoa; Chordata; Actinopteri; Clupeiformes; Clupeidae. Gene Ontology annotation, molecular function: actin monomer binding; actin filament binding.